Messenger RNA from Solanum lycopersicum (tomato), 752 nucleotides. RefSeq names its product mitochondrial import inner membrane translocase subunit Tim9. The record is from RefSeq and is a predicted model, not a curated record. Lineage: Eukaryota; Viridiplantae; Streptophyta; Magnoliopsida; Solanales; Solanaceae.
CUGGUACCCUGAUUAGGGUUUUAGAUAUAAGAAUCCCAUUUUCCCCUAUAACAGUGGCUGCUUAUACCUCUGUUCUUCCCCAAUUACAACCAAAGUUGCUGAAUCAAAUUGAGGAAUCAAGAUGGAUAAGAGUAUGAUCGGAGACUUGGAUUCACUUCCUGAAGCAGAUAAGAUCAGAAUGGCAGCCAUGAUUGAGCAGCUCCAAGUUCGUGACAGCUUGAGAAUGUAUAAUUCUCUGGUCGAAAGAUGUUUCACGGACUGUGUAGACAGUUUCAAACGCAAAACUUUAGACAAACAAGAGGAGACCUGUGUCCGACGAUGUGCUGAGAAGUUCUUGAAGCAUUCUAUGCGUGUAGGACUGAGAUUUGCAGAGCUUAACCAAGGUGCACCAACACCAGACUAAGACGCUUCUGUUAUGUGCCUGCAAUUCAAUUUCUCAUUAUUGUUUAUUGUGGGUUAAUCAACAAGGACAAGUAGUGGAAGUUCCUUAUUUUGGAAAGUCAACAGCUCUCCUCGUUGUUAUUGGUAAAAUGUACUUCUACAGUUAAAUUAUUAGAAACUUGAAUAGUAGAACUGGAUCCUGUAACUGAUUGCAGGCCACUUGCUGUUACGAUAGCAUUCUUUUGUUGUGACGUUCUAGUAAAAUAAUGUGGUAUUCAACUUCAUCAAGGAGAUAUAUCUGUUGCCUUUUCUGUUAUGAUAACAAUUUUUGAACUUGAAGUUGAGAAAUGGAUUUUUGCUGAAAUGAUUAA